Messenger RNA from Amoebophrya sp. A120, 382 nucleotides. Lineage: Eukaryota; Dinophyceae; Syndiniales; Amoebophryaceae. The record is from the annotation of a GenBank genome assembly.
GUUCUGGCCUCCGGGGGACGUGCGGAACAGUCAGAGGGAUGCGCACAAUUACACGUUUUUCUACUCGCCUUUUUCGCUCUCGAAGAGCGGGAAACGGGAGAUAUUGCAGGACUUACAAGGGCUUCCGCCGAUGGGGUUGAAAGCAGGUAGUGGUGGUGGCACUACAAGUGCUGUUGAACCAGCAAUUUUCGGAGUUCCGACGGACGAUGAGAGGUAUUUAUUGGAGGGCUAUCCGGUUACCAUUCUUUCCGAAAGGAGCAAGGAAAAUGCGCAGAAAAUCACGGCAGAGCAAAUUGUUCCAAAUGCAGCGGCUCUCGCAAAUGCGAUGCGGGUGCAACCGCAGUUGUCCAGUUAUUUUGAGAGCUCCGAAGGGAAGUUCUCU